ACAAAGGUGGAGACGAAGAGCGUUCCUGAAAGAGCUAACAAACCCUAACAUACUGUCCGAUUAGGCACUCAUUCAGCACUACCUUGGGUAUAUUUGCAUAUAUGGAUAUUGAGAUGGAGACCCAAUAUGAAGAACACGGCACAAACAUACUGCGGGACAAGGAACACGAUCUGGUAAAGACAGAAGAUUUCAGCUCCUGCUCUAUGUUUUCUACUGAAACAGCUACAAAACCUCCUCCUAAAACACCACCAAGAAACCCUCCUCCUGAAACACCGCUAAGACACAUUCCUAUCAGCUUCAUGGGGUGUAUAACUUUAAUAGUGUUGAGCAUAAAGUAUAUUCAAACGAAAUUUCAUUACAUGUUGCUAGUGUCGAGUGGUGCUUUUCUAAAAUUCAAAGCAGAAAAGCUGACGGCUCAAUUUGAUCUCAAAUUGGAAAACUUAUAUGACACAGUAGUACUGUUGACCUUUGGGGAAGCCUUUGGAUUGUUUAUUCCAGAGAUCACAGAUAAAAUGACAAUCAUGGUGGGUUUUCUUCUAAUUUUGUUGCUGAUUUGGCCACUGCAACCAGUGUAUCAGAUGUCUAUCAUGCUAAUAUUGAUUUCUGAAUCACUUCACUAUAUUUUUAAGUUGUUCGGCAAGUUGUCAGGGGUUGGUGUCACUUGCGGCGUUUUCAAACUUCCUCUCCUCUGGUUUACUACUACAGCGGCUUUUGCGCUUUCUCUCAUUGUUUGUUUUAUGAUGUUGCUCAUGAUUUACCUUAUCCAGAGAUAUGUAGGUGCAGGGAGAUCAAAAGUGAGAGAACCUGAUUUUACUUUCGAAGAUUUUUCGGUAAUUGUUCAAGGGAUGGGUGGUGAAGUUGAAUCAUACAAAUAGCUUUAUGUCCUAGUUGAUUAAGCUCUCAACAACAAAUAUUCAAAACUUAUUACAUACCUUAGUUUCGUUUAUUUGCAUGAUGUUGAAACUCAUUGCUUAUGAUCUGCGUGGU
Vigna umbellata (rice bean) is the source of this 987-nucleotide messenger RNA. RefSeq lists its product as uncharacterized. The record is from RefSeq and is a predicted model, not a curated record. Lineage: Eukaryota; Viridiplantae; Streptophyta; Magnoliopsida; Fabales; Fabaceae.